Messenger RNA from Engraulis encrasicolus (European anchovy), 538 nucleotides. RefSeq names its product cysteine-rich venom protein Cau1-like. Lineage: Eukaryota; Metazoa; Chordata; Actinopteri; Clupeiformes; Engraulidae. Bases 1 to 423 code for a protein of 140 amino acids. Gene Ontology annotation, cellular component: extracellular region. The transcript has 5 exons. The record is from RefSeq and is a predicted model, not a curated record.
AUGGGGGGACUGCUGGGCAUCCAGACAUGGUACAACGAGGUAAAAGACUACCGCUACGGUCACGGAGCCAUCGGCAACGCUGUGGUUGGCCACUACACACAGGUGGUGUGGUACAGGUCCAAUCAAAUCGGCUGUGCUAUGGCCCACUGCCCCAACCUCCAAUUUAAAUACUUCUACGUCUGCCAGUACUGCCCCGCGGGAAACGUCUUCUACGAGGGCCACAAUGGCUUCGCCCACCCUUACAAGAAGGGCCCCGCGUGUGGUGACUGCCCCAAAGCCUGUGACAACGGCCUCUGCACCAACCCCUGUCAGUACUUUGACAAGUGCUACCGAUGCCCGGAGCUGGUGAAGAAGCGUGGAUGCAAUGGCAAGUUGGCCAACGUGUGCCCCGCCUCCUGCAAGUGCCACGGCUCUAUCAUCUAGAGACCAGGCGUCCCCCGUUACCAUGACGACAAGGGCCCCCAUCUACAGAGAUAUUCCAGCCAAGGCCCCCAUCUAGACAGCCCUGGCAGGACCAGCAACAACUAAUGAUUUCUAA